AUGGCUUCCACCGCCCCCAGUGUGCAAUGCUUCGGCAAGAAGAAGACGGCCACCGCUGUCGCCCACUGCAAGCAAGGAAAGGGCCUGAUCAAGGUCAACGGCCAGCCCCUCUCUCUGGUCCAGCCUGAGAUCCUGCGCUUCAAGGUCUACGAGCCCCUCCUGAUCGUCGGCGCUGACAAGUUCGCCGGUGUCGACAUCCGCGUCCGCGUCACCGGUGGUGGUCACACCUCCCAGGUCUACGCCAUCCGUCAGGCCAUCGCCAAGUCCAUUGUCGCCUACUACCAGAAGUACGUCGACGAGCACUCCAAGAACCAGCUGAAGCAGGCGUUCGUCCAGUACGACCGCACCCUGCUCGUUGCCGACAACCGCCGGGCCGAGCCCAAGAAGUUCGGUGGUCGCGGUGCCCGUGCCCGUUACCAGAAGUCGUACCGUUAA
Messenger RNA from Penicillium canariense, 435 nucleotides. RefSeq names its product 40S ribosomal protein uS9. The transcript has 4 exons. The coding region runs from base 1 to 435 and encodes 144 amino acids. The record is from RefSeq and is a predicted model, not a curated record. NCBI's taxonomy places the organism in Eukaryota, Fungi, Ascomycota, Eurotiomycetes, Eurotiales, Aspergillaceae. Gene Ontology annotation, biological process: translation; maturation of SSU-rRNA from tricistronic rRNA transcript (SSU-rRNA, 5.8S rRNA, LSU-rRNA). Gene Ontology annotation, molecular function: RNA binding; structural constituent of ribosome. Gene Ontology annotation, cellular component: ribosome; cytosolic small ribosomal subunit.